AUGCUCUCUUGCUUGGCUCGGGACCCUUACUUUUGCCCAAACGCACCCCCUCUCUCCAAAUCUCCGCCUGAUCAUCACCCCCCAAAAAAGGGCUGCGAGGUUCAGCCCGUCAAUACCGCCAUCAUUUCUCCGACUUCUCCCCCACGCGCUUCUAACAUACCCCUCCAGUCCAUACCCUCUGAUUCCCGCUCGACCCAUUCGCCCGAGUUAUUGGAGUCCAUCGAGAAGGGUAGUCGACGGUCUUCUCACUCGUCUGCUCGCUCGGUCGGGUCUGACUUCUCAAUCUGGUCAGAUACUGGUGACCUCGCCGAGCAGUUCGCUGAGGCUGAAGAUCCGCUGCAGAUUCACCUUCGCGAUUCCUUAGAUCGACAGCUCUUGCGUCGAAAAGAGCGAAGGAAGCAGCCCAAACACGUCCACUAUUCUUCAAACUUGAGCAACGAGCGUUCUGUGGUCGAUAUUGAAAAGAUCACAAUACCAGUCCCUCCCCCGCGGCAUAUUUCGAGAGUUGAACGCGUUCUGGCCGCCAUAAUGACACCCAGAAAUGGGCCAAACACCCAGAUGCACGGUCUAGUCGGGAAGCCAUUACUUUACUUCACGAGUGUGUUUGUAUCAUUGGGUGUCUUUCUUUUUGGCUAUGACCAGGGUGUAAUGUCUGGCAUCAUAACUGGCUGGUACUUCAAAGAUUACUUCAACCAGCCUUCUCGGGCUACAAUUGGUACUGUGGUUGCAGUUCUCGAAAUUGGAGCAUUCAUAUCCUCGCUCCUUGUGGGACGUGUUGGUGAUAUGAUCGGCCGUCGAAGGACUAUACUCUAUGGCUCCAUUGUGUUCUUCAUUGGCGGCGCUUUCCAAACAUUUGCCACAGGGAUUCCCAUGAUGAUGGUCGGUCGUAUCAUUGCUGGUCUAGGCGUCGGUGCCCUCUCUACCAUUGUGCCAGUUUACCAGUCUGAAAUCUCGCCUCCCCACAACCGUGGGAAACUCGCAUGCAUCGAAUUCACGGGCAAUAUUGCUGGGUAUGCGACUAGUGUGUGGGUAGACUAUUUCUGUAGCUUUAUCGACAACGACUACUCCUGGCGCCUCCCGCUCCUUUUCCAGUGUAUCAUGGGUGCCUUGCUUGGACUUGGCAGUCUGGUGAUCUGUGAAUCACCCAGGUGGCUUCUUGAUAAUGACCACGAUGAGGAGGGCAUGGUGGUGAUCGCAAAUCUUUAUGGCGAAGGAGAUCUUCUUAAUGACAAGGCCCGCCAAGAAUAUCGUGAGAUCAAGAUGAACGUCCUCGUCCAGCGACAGGAGGGCGAGCGAUCCUACUCAGACAUGUUCCGCCGCUAUCGCAAACGUGUCCUGAUUGCCAUGUCGGCCCAGGCCCUUGCUCAGCUCAAUGGAAUUAACGUAAUCUCAUACUAUGCGCCUCUCGUGUUUGAAUCGGCCGGCUGGGCUGGACGGGAUGCUAUCCUAAUGACUGGAAUCAAUGGUAUUUCAUACUUGCUGUCAACUAUACCGCCGUGGUAUCUUGUGGAUGGCUGGGGUCGACGACCGAUCUUACUUUCGGGUGCCGUUGCCAUGCUCAUCUCCCUUUCUCUUAUCUCCUACUUUAUUUACAUUGAAAUCCCCGCCACCCCAACCCUGACGGUCAUCUUCGUUAUGGUCUAUAAUGCCGCUUUCGGGGCAUCUUGGGGCCCAAUUCCAUGGUUAUAUCCCCCGGAGAUUUUGCCUUUGAGUAUUCGUGCCAAAGGUGCAAGUUUGAGCACCGCUUCAAAUUGGGCAUUCAAUUGGCUCGUGGGCGAGGUGACCCCUAUUCUUCAGGAAGUUAUCAAGUGGCGGCUAUAUCUGGUUCAUGCUUUCUUUUGUGCAUGCAGUUUUGUGCUUGUUUACUUUUUGUACCCCGAAACAAGUGGGGUUCGCCUCGAAGAUAUGAACGUCCUUUUUGGCGAUGCUUCUACCGCCAUGCCGACACCCGCCACUCAAGGCGAACGGGGGUCGCUAAUGGGUGCUGGUUCACCCGUCCCGUCGCUCGAUCUGCGUCGGCAGUAUGGGCAAUUUGGGGCGGAGAAUUCCAUCCCUGGCCUAGAUAUCGAUCCGCCGACUUCAAGCCAUGAAGGGACCAGCAAACGUCGACGCUCCGAUUCUCACCAGGGCAGCGUUCGCGGCGAAGGAAUUGGUGGCUGGAUCUCAAAUAUGGUCAGUCGAAACCGGGGAGGGGGCCCCGGUGCUACCAGCAGCCAAUAUAGACGUUUGGAGCAAGGAGAAGGAGACGAGCAAUGA
Penicillium egyptiacum is the source of this 2256-nucleotide messenger RNA. The record is from the annotation of a GenBank genome assembly. NCBI's taxonomy places the organism in Eukaryota, Fungi, Ascomycota, Eurotiomycetes, Eurotiales, Aspergillaceae.